This is a messenger RNA of Lodderomyces parapsilosis, 1095 nucleotides long. It is a transcript of the gene ZCF18, whose product is annotated as Zcf18p. Gene Ontology annotation, biological process: regulation of transcription by RNA polymerase II. The transcript has a single exon. Lineage: Eukaryota; Fungi; Ascomycota; Pichiomycetes; Serinales; Debaryomycetaceae. The record is from RefSeq and is a predicted model, not a curated record. Bases 1 to 1095 code for a protein of 364 amino acids. Gene Ontology annotation, molecular function: DNA-binding transcription factor activity, RNA polymerase II-specific.
AUGCUAGGUUUACUGAGAUUUGAGUUACGACUAUUGAAGUUCUUUGAAACUCAGGGUGUGUACAUGCUUUCUUUUGGUGUGAAUGAAGGCGUCCACAAUGCAUGGAAAUACAAAGUUCCGCAAUUGUUUAUGGAAAGUGAAUUAGUUCGGCAACUGGUGUUUGCAUUUGCUACUGUUGCUUUAAGUGAUAAUAUACCGAUACCUGAGGUGCAAAGUUUGGACAUGGAAGAUGCUUCGGACAAAUUGGCUAUACAGCAGAAAACCCGUGAGCUGGAUUCUGCGACAGUGGAUAAUAUGUAUUUACAAACCAUGUCCCAUUUUUUAGACACUCUUGCAAAAGCUCAAGAAAGAAAUCGGCAAGUAGGGUUGUCAAAUUCCUUUGAAGAUCCAUUCACAGCAAUGGAAUUGAAAGUUUCUAGCACUUUGAUUUUUGCAUUGUUGGGAAUUCAACCAUAUGGCUUUAUCAAACUUAUAAAUUUCAACCGCGAUAACGAGGAAACAGAUCUUGUCACUUUUGCCAAAAGUACCAGAGAUAUAACUCUCAAUUGGGCAAGCACGUUACUACAAUCUAAAAUAGGUGGGCUCCUAUACUUGCGAAUCAAUGAGAAUACUCAAAGUCCAAGAUCAAAAGAAUGUAAUUAUCCCAUAAUCAAAUACCUUUUACAACAGUUAUACCAAUUUCAAGAUUCAACAAAUGAAGACAAAGUGGCCAACGAAAUUUCACAAUUGUAUCAAACAUUACAAUUGACACUCGAUUGCUUGACAAAAGCACUAUUUAGUUGCCAGUACUAUAGGUUCCCCCUCCCGUUGUUUCGUUUCCUUCUGGUUGUCCCUGAUGAAUUUCGAACAUUGCUUUAUGCAAAGCAUCCUUUUGCAUUGAAAGUGUUGUACAUUUAUGCUAGUUUGUGUUUUGUUGCCCGUUUUCAAAUGUUUAAACAAUACAAUAUCUGGCGAGAUUUUGUUGUUUGGUAUGAGCAUGAAAUCGGGCUAACUGAUACAGUGGAAAGAAGUUUGUUCAAGCUCGUGGUUGAUCAGUGCUUUGUCGUUACAAGUUAUGAAAAGUUUCCAUUAUUCGACCCCAUCGAAUUGAUGUAG